Molecule: messenger RNA, 4633 nt
Organism: Closterium sp. NIES-67
Lineage: Eukaryota; Viridiplantae; Streptophyta; Zygnematophyceae; Desmidiales; Closteriaceae
Source: the annotation of a GenBank genome assembly
AAAAAACGGACAGACCAUAGUUGAGCAGGCCUGGUCAGCCGCCUCCGGUAUAGGGCCACCUGGCGAGGGGGCGUUGGGCAGCAAAACAGAGAGAUGGGAACGCACCAUGUCACGAGAGGACAGUAGGGAGGGUUCUGGGCUGUCGAGACCUGCAAACAGCGGGGGUGGAAGGAGGAAUGGACAGGCACGGCGGUUGAAAUGACAACGGCUCCCCAACUCACCAGGCCUGCGACACCUUGCAACGCCAACGUGGGGGCAGCAUACCUGUGAGCUGGCGUACCGUCGCAGCUAUAAGGGUGGGGAGAGAGGGAGUGAGGGAGCAGCACUUCAGAAAAUGGGAAAUCAGCCAGGGAGAGGGAAAGGGGGAAAACGGACAGACCAUAAUUGAGCAGGCCUGGUCAGCCGCCUCCGGUAUAGGGCCACCUUGCGAGGGGGCGUUGGGCAGCAAAACAGAGAGAUGGGCACGCAUCAUGUCACGAGAGGACAGUAGGGAGGGUUCUGGGCAGUCGAGACCUGCAAACAGCGCGGGUGGAAGGAGGAAUGGACAGGCACGGCGGUUGAAAUGACAACGGCUCCCCAACUCACCAGGCCUGCGACACCUUGCAACGCCAACGUGGGGGCAGCAUACCUGUGAGCUGGCCUACCGUCGCAGCUAUAAGGGUGGGGAGAGAGGGAGUGAGGGAGCAGCACCUCAGAAAAUGGGAACUAAGCCAGGGAGAGGGAAAGGCGAAAAAAGGGACAGACCAUAGUUGAGCAGGCCUGGUCAGCCGCCUCCGGUAUAGGGCCACCUGGCCUGGGGGCGUUGGGCAGCAAAACAGAGAUAUGGGAACGCACCAUGUCACGAGAGGACAGUAGGGAGGGUUCUGGGCUGUCGAGACCUGCAAACAGCGCGGGUGGAAGGAGGUAUGGACAGGCACGGCGGUUGAAAUGACAACAGCGGACAUACUCACCAGGCCUGCGACACCUUGCAACGCCAACGUGGGGGCAGCAUACCUGUGAGAAGGCCAUGGACAACCCAGUUAUACGCACGGGGAGUGAGGGAUAGAGGGAGAAGGCCCCUGGAAACGGCCAGUACUGCGUUGAGGUAAGGACGGGAUGAACGGGAUGGGUGGUGUUACGGUUACAACACCAACACAUCCACCAGGAUGAGGCCGGGAGUAGCAAACAAAUGGCCACUGGGCCAACAACAUUGACACGUAUGGGUGAGUAUGAAAGGCCGUCACACGAACUUACCCCCAUUUCGGUUGCGUCUGGAAUUCCCACAAACCGGCCAUCGGGCCCAGUCGGCAGCGCCCCAACCACCCUGACCGGCUUCUCUCCCGACGCGCCAGCCGUUGCCUGAGCCGCCUCUCCCCGUACACCUUUGGCAACGUGGCAUGCUGGCACUCGUGCGAACGCGUCGGGUGAUGCAUCGUCAGCAUCGGAGCCGUCGUGCUUGUCGCUUGCAUCUCGUGGCUUUUCGGCAUCCAGCCCGUCGUGAGCAGCCCCGCACCCGACAGGAGCUGCGUGAACGGGCCUGUGUUGGGCACCGCGUGACCAUGCUCAUGGUCAUGUCCGCCAUUGUCGCCCGUGUUGCCAGCAGCCAUGACACUCUUUUCAUACCGCUCGAGCCGCGCGAAAAGCUCUCUCAGGGUCACUCCGCCGGCAAGAGCGUUGCCGUGUGACUCAGCCAUAUGGCGCAGCUCGAUGCCGGCCUGCUUCGCCUCAUCCCUCUGUACUUGCAUAGACGGCACCUCGCUGGUGGGCACGGCAGCGCGGGUGUUUGCCCCCGUGGGAGCCAAUGACCCAUUGCAAGCCGGGUGGCUUGCGGCGCCCAGCGUCGAAACCCCAUGUUCCGCCCCGUCAGGUGAAGUGUUCGCGAGCAUUCUGAGCCCACCGUACUGUAGCGCACGGAGCAGACGUCGCCCACCAUCAGGUUCCUCAAAAACGCGUUUCCUCUCCUGCUCCGCUCUCGCGGGUGUUGAGACACCACCACCAGUGCUUGGCGACCUGCCAGCAAGGCCACUGCGUGUUGGUGACGCUAACGCUGCAGCCGCCCGAGCUGUGCCGUCUGCGACGCCUUCGCGCUGCAUGGAGCCUGGAGUGUCGGCCUCUGGAUCGCCGGCGUAAAAGUCUUCGACCCGCUUCUCGGUGAAGUCGUUGUCACCGACGUGUGGGGUCUCGUCGGCAUCCUCCUCCACCCGCAAGUCGUAAAUGUUGACCUUGUCAUUGGCGGCAUCAUUCCCAAGAAGUCGCGCGGUGACCACCGGCGGACGACCGUCGCUUCUCCGCCUCGCCCCAUCCGUCCUACCAGCUGCAACACCCUUUGCCGCCCCUGUCGCUGACCCUCGCCCCCCACCGCGCUUCACGGGCUGGCGCUGUUUAUCCUGGGGGAGCACCUCUUCAACGGCAUCUGCUGCGGCUUUGGCGUUCAGCCACACAGCUUGAUGCUGGAAGUCGUCAAGGUCUGCUGGAAAACCCCGGCCGAUGGUGUCUCCCGCACUUCCAGCCAUCGUGGCCUCCCCUUGACCGUUUGGGGACUCCUGCGGGUUGUUGUCCGAGACGCUCUCAACACUCUUGCAUGCACCAGACCCUGCGGCAUCCGUAUGGCCCAAAAUGCAUGCAAACAGGACUACGUUAGCUCGCUGGGCGUGUCUCGGAGCAAACAAUGGUGCGUCAUGCUGAGGUAAGCCACUGGACUCGCGCAUAACAGACUCACCGCUCUUCCACGCACCCGUGCUAGCUUGAGGAAGCGCUCCGAACUCUGCCAGCUUCUUGACGCGUGGCGCGGGCGUGGUCAGUGCUGAACCCAGCCGCACAGCCGUGGCGAGGGUGAGUCCGUACGGUAAACCAAUCGGGUGUGACGUGUUUGCCGGUGCUUUGGCGACGCCACUGUGCAGGUGCGAAGCAGGAGAUGGGUGAUAUUCUCGGUAUUCGGGUAACAGAGCGAGUAGUUUAUUCACACCCUUCAGGUACACCGCCUUGGUUGGCCUUGGGCUGUUACGGCUAGAAGCCUGGUAGACAUUCCCAUCCGUCCAUGCUGAGGGCCUCCUAUCCUGUGGUGGCCGUGAGGAUGCAAUGCUACCCAUACCGGAAACUUGGACUCUAUUGAAAUGCACAACAGCCUCCCUCUCCUCGUCCUAUUGUGGUGACAUUCCUCUGACCAUCGCUUCGCUGCGUACCACUUGCCUCCGCGUCAACCUGUUGCCCAUGAAGCUAGGCGCUUUCAAGAAGUUCGCCAGGAUACGCCAACCGCCGUGCUUCGGACGCCCUCGAGUGACACAUAUUUCACAACAGCGGCAAGAUACUCCGCUUCUGAGCAUCGGGCAAUGAUGCAAAUCAUGCCCCUUAUCAUCCACCUUCCAAGACGGGCGGUGGUGGCUGAGGCUGUAAUCGCAUUUGUGUGCUGGUACAAGUCUCUGUUCCAUGUGGAAUACCACACAGACGCCACGCUGGACGCGGCGGAGGCGGAAACCCACAGGUAACUACCAGUCGCCACACGCCCUCACCCUUUCAUUCUCUCCUUUACUAUGCAGCCCUCAUAUCCCCCUUUUGGCCUGCCGUUGCCCUUGUUAGCACCAUUGUUGAGGCACACCAUUGUUGUAUCGGUGUUUGUUUUGUCGUACAUGGAUGCGCCUGUGCAUCGGUUAGCUCUUGUGGGCCAUGCUGGCGGCGCCACUGAAUCUCUCAUCACCCUGUUUGUACUCAUUGUUCCCAUGUGCUGUGGCCUUCACGAUUACCAUUGGCAGGGUUGUGGCCCUCUUGACGAUGGCAUUCCCAAAUCAUUCGUCCCUUUGGCAGAUCAUCAAAGUCCACAUGCUAACCCACAUAAUUCCUACCAUUCGAAUGCAUGGCCUAACCAAGGAAUACAACUCUAAUCUGUACGAGCAUUCCCACAAAAACACUGUCAAACGUCCCGCGCGCAACACCAACUGGGUGAACGUAACAGGACAGAUCAUCCGUCGCCAUGUGAAGAUGGCCACCCUGAAGGAGCUUACCCGCGAAGUGGGUGGCGAUCCUUCGUACGAGACUGCUAUGAGGCAGGCUACGCUGCUAAACCGGCGAGUUUUGACACGCACCAGUCGGCGCAUGGAUGUCGGGGACCCGCACGACACAAUCCUUGGGGAAUACACCCAGCAGCUUGGCCCUGCACUGAUGAGCAGAUUCAUUGGCGCCCUGCGGCGCGCGCACAUCGCAUCCAACAGCAUCCAGGUUCACACAUCGCUCACCAUUCCCCCCCAUGACCGCAUGGAAUGGUCGGCACGCAGGCAGUUUAUUAAGGCUUCUCCAAAACAGAAGUGGUUCUCGCAUAUCCGGAUUGAUGCUGCCGGCACGGAGUGGUGGGGGCGAGCUCUGGUGUUGUUCAAAGCGUUACACGAGCGUGGGCAUGAGGUGCAGCGUGCUUUCAUCCAGUACUAUUCUGCUGCUCGUGGACCCUGCCCAGACACAGGGUGCACCCGCCUUCUUCCAACGUCUGGCCGAGAUGCAGUGGGUGUCAUCGAUGUUGAUUCGUUUCUGGCUUGUGCGCACAUUGUUCCGUCGUUCACAGCCCGACCGUACCGCCUGGUCAAUCGAUUUUUGUUCUAGCUUGUCUCAGGGUCUUGUUUUUCACACACUGGCCGAUGCUAUGUAACGUAACCGAACUCCAAUCGAU